UUCAGUUUAUUCAAAUUUUUUUUAUCAAUAUUAUUAAUUUAUAGUUACAUUGUUCAUGUUUGGUUCAUUGAUUUUACUUUAUGUUAACGAAUACAGAGGUUCUCGCUGAAUGUCACGUAAGACAUUCGCUCAAGAUCACCGCGCUGUACCGUAAAUCAAUCAACUAAGUUCAAAUGAAAUACAAGUUCAAUGUUCGCGAAGCCACUGACGAACCGAUGGACGGAGACGCGACGUACGCGACGAGGAGGAAAACCCUCCGGGUGUCUUGGACGCUGUUGACGUCAUCGUUUGCGUUCAUCGUGCUACUAUGCGCGCUGUGCCUGUUCUUCUUCUUCCACCCGCGGACGUGUCGGCCGAUGUUUGGCGGCUCUCGCUUCGGGUCCACCGAAAUGAUACUGGAAGAGAUCCGUGGCUUCGACUAUGAGCGGCUGGAGAACGACUACGGUGCCACGGACGUCCGGUUGCCGGCGGGAGUGGUACCGGAAUCGUAUGACCUGCGGAUAAUACCGUUCCUGUGGUUAGAAAAGGGCGGAAACUCGACGUUCGACGGCCAGGUUGACAUCGUCGUUAACAUAACGGUCCCCGUGGACAAUGUAACGCUGCACGCCGUCGACUUGAACAUGACGGAAUGUCUCGUCUCCAGGUAUCCAAAAAUGGUACUAAAUGAACACGUGAUGGCCGAGAGUGAUUUCGUUCCUAUUCUAGAAACACAACAAGAUAUUUCUAAACAAUUUUUCAUAAUAAAGUUCAAAGAUACACAGCCAGCUGAUUAUCAGUACAACAUACACUUAAAAUACACUGGAAAACUUCAAGACAACAUGGAAGGGUUUUAUAAAAGUUCUUACAAAGUAGGAAACACAACUAGAUGGAUUGCAGCAACACAAUUUCAACCAACUGAUGCAAGAAAAGCAUUUCCUUGUUUCGACGAGCCUGCUUUAAAAGCUAAAUUUACUGUGUCAAUUGCAAGACCCCAAGAUAUGAGUUCUAUAUCUAAUACUGGGCUUAAAUAUAUCGACAAUAAAUUGCCAAUGCUAUCAGAACCUUUAGCAUCUUACGAAUGGGACACGUUCGAACAAACGGUGCCCAUGUCUACUUAUCUAGUGGCGUUCAUUAUUUCUGAUUUUGAAUAUUUGUCCUCGGAAACUUUUAGAGUAUGGGCUAGGAGUGAUGUGUUAUCGCACACUCACUAUGCUCGAGACAUCGGACCUAGCAUAUUAAAGUUUUAUGAAGAAUUUUUUUCUAUUCCUUAUCCAUUAAAAAAAACCGAUCUGGUAGCACUUCCGGAUUUUGCCGCUGGAGCCAUGGAAAAUUGGGGCUUAGUGACGUUUCGAGAGAUAGCCAUGUUKUACAAUGAAGGGGUUUCACCAAAUGCUCAGAAAGAACGAGUAGCGACGGUUAUUGCUCAUGAAUUGGCACAUCAAUGGUUUGGAAAUUUAGUGACACCAGAUUGGUGGUCUGAUCUAUGGUUAAACGAAGGUUUUGCAACUUACAUUGAAUAUGUAGGGGUAGACCAUGUGGAGCCCAAGUGGAAAAUGGAGGAACAAUUUAUUUCCAGUGGUAUACAGAGCGUAUUUUUAAUGGAUUCGUUGAAAUCUACACAUCCGAUUUCCGCGAGUGUGUCGAGACCGGAGGAAAUCAAUGAAUUGUUUGAUCGCAUUUCCUAUGACAAAGGAGCAUCUGUAAUUCGAAUGAUGGACCACUUUCUUACACGGCAGGUGUUCCGGAAAGGCUUAACUAAAUAUUUGAACUCAAAAGCAUACAACAACGCGUACCAUGAUGAUUUGUGGAAUGCUUUGACUGAACAGGCGCAACUCGAUCGCGUAAUGGACAAAACGUUAACUGUAAAAGAAGUCAUGGAAACAUGGAUACUACAACCAGGAUUUCCAGUCGUAAAUGUUACACGGAAUUAUGAAGAGGAUACAUUAAUUGUUUCACAGAGUCGUUUUCUUCUACACCACGACACUAAAAACGCAUAUAAAACUGAUCAAUCAAAUAAUCUUUGGUGGAUUCCACUUACGUUCACGACGUCGUCAAAACUGGAUUUUACUGUGACAAAACCAAGUUAUUGGUUAAAACCUGAAGACUUCAUGAUGAUAACUGAAACAGGGAUAUAUCCGGAUGAUUGGGUGUUAUUCAACAUAAACGAAACUGGAUUUUAUAGAGUGAACUAUGAUUCAAAAAAUUGGAACAUGUUGAUCGAAUACUUGACCGAUCCAGAAAUGUAUUCUAAUAUUGGAACAAUUAACAGAGCACAGUUGAUAGAUGACGCAAUGUCGUUAUCAAGAGCUGGAUAUUUGAGUUAUCAAACUUCUCUCGAUUUAACUAAAUAUCUUUACCACGAGACUGAGUAUGUUCCGUGGAAAUCAGCGUAUAGAUCUUUCACCUAUUUACAUCAAAUGCUCAUUAAAACAUCCAUUUACGACAAAUUAAAAGCAUACGUGUUACACUUGAUAUCCCCAAUGUAUAAAAUAACCGGGUUUGCGGAUAAUCCGAGAGACGAUCAAUUGGUUAUUUACAAAAGAUCCAACUUGUUAUCGUGCGCCUGCGAGUUAGGACAUACUGGCUGUGUUCGAAACGCAGUGGCUCAGUUUCAAAAUUGGAAAUCAAAUCCUCAACCGGAAAAGAACAAUCCGAUUUCACCAAAUCUAAAAUCAAUAAUUUACUGUACCGCCAUCAGUUACGGAAGCGAAGAAGAAUGGGAUUUCGCCUGGAAAAUGUAUAAAAUGACUACGGUAGCUUCUGAAAAAGAUUUAUUGCUGGACGCUUUGGGCUGUAGCAGAGAAACGUGGAUUUUAGCCAGAUUUCUCAGUUAUGCUCUGCAAAACAAUUCUUCUAUUAGAAAUCAAGACAUUAGCAAAGUAUUUUACGCUUUGACCAAUAAAGUGGCUGGGCAAGAAGUGGCUUGGAAUUAUGUACGUGACAACUGGCGCAAUCUCAAAUCGACUUUUGCCGCUGAAAAUCGGACAUUUACUAGAGAUGACAAUUCAUUAGUCAUAAACUCAUAA
Molecule: messenger RNA, 3005 nt
Organism: Diuraphis noxia (Russian wheat aphid)
Lineage: Eukaryota; Metazoa; Arthropoda; Insecta; Hemiptera; Aphididae
Product: aminopeptidase N-like
Biological process (GO): proteolysis; peptide catabolic process
Cellular component (GO): cytoplasm; membrane
Molecular function (GO): metalloaminopeptidase activity; peptide binding; zinc ion binding
Source: RefSeq, a predicted model, not a curated record